AUGGAGCAACAACCACACACCAAAGCGAUCCGGGAGGGGGCCUUCAUCGUGAUACUCCUCCCGCAAAGUGACGACGAGACACUUGGCUGUCUGCUCUGCGUGGGACGCGGACGGUACUCCGGCAAGACGCGGGUUGAGUGUCUCAAUAGACAUGUCAAAGAGGUGCACCCAGACCUAACCACCACCUUUAGGUGCUGGGGGUGCGGGUUCGCGGCUCCCGGGGAUAAGAAAUAUCCCCGGAAGAUCGUGACCCAGCACUGCGCCACCUGCGUCCCCGAGGUUUCGUCCGCGCCCUCAGGCAGAGUAGACGGAGAGAGGAGAGUUAACACCCGCCGUCGGUUGGGUAUUGCCGCGGCAACCGAGGCCACUCCCGUGAGACGUACUCGUCGUAACGGUCUGGCCUCACCUCCAGUCGAGCAGAACAUCAGCCAAAGCGCGGCUCCUCCGGAACCCGCAAGGGUACCACAACAUCCGGAGAUAGUUGCGCUGGGAGAGUCAGCGGAUGACGAAGUAUUUCGAUCUCCGGUGAACUCUCCCCCAAGAGACUGGAGGGCUGCGGCGCCCCAACAGGCGGCUUCCUCCUCUCCUCUGGCAGUGUCCGGUAUCACUGCUGCAACCCCGUCCAACACCACCAGGACAGGGAAUGGCUCGGCAAACUCCAUCCUAGCCGAGCACCCGAUACCUACACCUCCGCCAACCAACACCACGGAGGCGAGUGGUCGUGCCGACAUACCCCGUUCUGGGCGGACUCCGCCGCCCGGUCAACAAGCCGCCCGUAGAAGGGCUCCCACGACAGAACAACGUCGCAUUGUGGGACUCCUGGAGGCGGCCACUGGUCGGGAGCAACUUGAGGAGGCAACGUCUCUACCGAACAUCCAAGAAGCGGGCACCGACUUUGUGGAGCUGGCUGCCCGCAGAGACGGUGGAGAGGAUUGGCCCGAUGUCUUCGAUCGGGAAGAGCCCACGGCGGCGAGCGGCGAGGCCCUUUGUACCCCUAUUACAAGGGAGGAAGUGUUUCGACGGCUCAAGGGGAGGAACAACACCUCACCUGGGCCGGACGGAAUCACUUACAGGGACCUCGCCAAGGCCGAUCCAGGGGCCCAUGUACUCGCCGCCCUCUAUAACAGCAUUUGGCGCAUUGAGGCGACGCCUGCCUUGUGGGGGGUGUCCAAUACCACCCUUAUAUACAAGAAAGGCGACGCCAUGGACAUCUCCAACUGGAGACCGAUCUCCUUGGGAGAUACGGUCCCUAAGCUAUUUGCCGCGAUCCUGGCCUAUAGAAUCAAAAGGUGGGCAGUGGCCAACGGGCGCUACAGUGCCUACCAGAAGGGCUUCUUGGAGUUCGAGGGAUGCUAUGAACAUAACUUCGUGCUCCAGGAGGCCAUUCGGGAGGCAAAAGGCGGGAGAAAGGAGUUGGUGGUGGCCUGGCUGGACUUAGCCAGUGCCUUUACAUCCGUGCCCCACUCCUCAAUCCUGCAGGCGCUCGAGGGACAUGGCCUACCAAGCAAAGCGAGAAAUAUUAUCUCCUCGCUCUACACAGGCAUGACCACCCGCUUCCACACGGCGGAGGGACCCACCGACCCUAUUCUCAUCCAGUCGGGGGUCAGACAGGGUUGCCCAUUAAGCCCCGGCGUGUUCAACCUUACCCUGGAAGUUGUCCUACGGGAAAUACAACGGACGGGGGAGGGCUACACGAUCGAGGGCAGGCGUAUUUCCCAUCUCGCCUACGCCGAUGAUGUCGCGAUCCUGGCUGACUCCCCGGCUGGAAUGAGGAGGCUGCUUUUUGCAGCAGAACGGGGAGCUCGGGCGGUCGGCCUCACCUUCAACCCAGCGAAGUGCGCUACACUGCACAUAGCGGGACGAGGGGAGGAGGCAGUUAGACCGACUGAGUUCUCCGUUCAAGGGACACCUGUCCGUGCCCUUGCUUCCGGGGAGGCCUACGAACAUCUUGGCAUCCCCACAGGCUACCAAGUCAGACAGACCCCAAUCAACACCUUGCGGGAUCUUCUUGCUGACAUCGGCUCCAUCGACCGGUCCUUACUGGCGCCCUGGCAGAAGCUGGAUGCAGUGGGAACUUUCCUACUGCCCCGGCUUGAUUUCAUCAUGCAGGGCGCCCAUAUCGACAAAGGCUUCUUGACCGAGGCGGACAAGAUCAUUAAAAAAGCUGCAAAAUCUUGGCUAAGCCUUCCUCAGCGAGCGAGCGCGGAGCUCGUGUUUCUACCUCCCUCGCAAGGGGGAGGGGGUUUGCUCCCGCUCGCGGACCUCUAUGAUCUGCUCACGGUCGCUCACAGCUAUAAAAUGCUGUACUCGAGCGAUGUCACCGUGAGCACCAUAGCGGGAUCCACACUGAGGAGGACCGUUUCGGAGAGGCUUAAAAAGCGGGCGUCUAACAUCGAUAUCGCCCGCUUCCUCUCCGGAGAUCUUGAUCUGCCCCGGUCGACGAGCCCGUCGACAUUCUGGACCAAGGUUCGGAGCGCGGCCCUGAGAAUUAAGACCAAACGGGCUGCGCUGUAG
Molecule: messenger RNA, 2514 nt
Organism: Nasonia vitripennis (jewel wasp)
Lineage: Eukaryota; Metazoa; Arthropoda; Insecta; Hymenoptera; Pteromalidae
Exons: 2
Coding region: 1-2514 (837 amino acids)
Source: RefSeq, a predicted model, not a curated record